Molecule: messenger RNA, 3731 nt
Organism: Cimex lectularius (bed bug)
Lineage: Eukaryota; Metazoa; Arthropoda; Insecta; Hemiptera; Cimicidae
Gene: Sap130
Product: histone deacetylase complex subunit SAP130
Exons: 18
Coding region: 766-3069 (767 amino acids)
Biological process (GO): negative regulation of transcription by RNA polymerase II
Cellular component (GO): Sin3-type complex
Source: RefSeq, a predicted model, not a curated record
GGUUAGUUCGCCGCGGCCAACAGUCGCUACGCCUCCGUUCUUCUGUUGAGUUAGACUUCUCGAAGAGAAUCAGUACAGCGCAAAAAAGCCCGGUUUUUUCAUUUUCCGCAUUAGUUUUUCCAAGGCAUCUUCACCCUUUAUCGGCUCUGCCUGACCUCGACAAAAGAUGUAGCGGCUUUUCGGUAGGCUACCGUACUGAUCCCGCUGUAUUUUCCCCCUGUCAGCCUUUGAAACGGUCUGAUAUUUCGUUUACGCUGGCCGCUUCCUUAUCCUUUGAACAUCGGUGAGGUCUUUCUCUUUUAAAUAUCUCUAAACUUAUUCUGAAGAUUUUUGUGUCCGGAUUUGUCGAAUCGUUUUUCGAUGGGCUUUUGAGAAAAGUGCCUUACUCGAAAGUUCCCUCUUUUUUUUUCUCUCUCUGAAACUAGAGAGGCAAACUUUUUCAAAACAGUGUACCCAGGACAAUAUUGUUUAAAAAAAGAAAAACCCUACCGGUCUUAAUAAAUACGGACCAUUGAACAAAGUCGAAGUCAAUUUUUAAAUGUUUGCCCCUUUCAGCUUACCAUGAGUGAAACUCGCGACACUGCUGAAAGGCCUUCGCAGCAGCAAGAUGGGCCACCAGUCAAGAUGGACCAGUUCAGAAAUAUGUCAGCGGUUUUGUUUUCAAUUCUACUGUUUCCAUGUAUUACAACUGUGAAGAUAUGAAGAUGUAUUGCAUUACAGGGUACACUUGUAAGGGCUAUACCAACUGGUCAAUCCUCUAGAUUUAUGAUGACCCCUGUACAGUCAUCCACAGCUUUAAUAAGUACAACAACAACAAUUCAAGCCCAAGUGCUUUCCAAAGUUCCUGCAGGAGCUACUUCUGUUAACAGAUUAAAUACUUUACCAAUCCAGUCCUCUGCGACGGCGACAACAACUGGUUAUCAUGUUCCUAGAGGAGCUGCCGCUGUGGCGAACAUAUCAGUUCCAAGGGCAUCAGUUGCGACACCAAUUGUAAGAGCACCACCUCAGCUACAAGCCAUUGGAGUUGCACCUGCGCAUACGGGGGCUAGUGCUGGCCCAAUUGUAGGUCGAUCUGUUGUUGGAGUGACACCUUGGGUCACUGCUUGUUUGCCACCAAAUCCACAAUCAAAUCCAAGACAACAGUCGUCUCAGUUGCGGCCUCCACCAGUUACAACAACAAAGCUCAUGAGCAACCAAAUCAGACCAAUUCCUGAGAAUCAGGCAAGGCCAGUGUUGCUCCACUCGACAACAAAACAAGUCACAUUGACCCAACAGGCACAAGUGCAGGUGUCGGGUGAAAAAGCUGUAAUAAAGAGUUACAGUGGGGCAAAUCAAGGUACAAGGAUGGUGACACCGGUUUCUGCUCCUCCACUUUCAAGGAUUACCACUUCACUACCUCCAAUGGUCUCAUUACAUCCUGCAGUUCUUGUUCCUAACAAUUCAUCACUACCGAUUAAAUCUGCCACAUCACAAGCUAAAGUAAUCUCCCAACCAGGGGCGACCAUGCAGUUCACCUCGGUGCCUGUGAGCUCUGUUCAGCCUGCGAUCGCAAUAAACUCAGUAGUUACUAGACCAGGGCUUGUUACAGUCAUGCUCACAAGUGGAGGGGCACAAGGGGCAGUCAGUACAAGUAACAUCACUACUAUGUCAACGACUCCGACCACUAAUACUGUUGCGAGAAUCCCGCACAAUCCUAAGACAUAUCAAGAGAUCACAUCACAGCCAUCCAGUUUUGUUCACACUUCAAUGCCAUCUGGUGGAAAAUCCAACCCGGCAACUCAACUCAGUAGAGAACAGAGGCUGCCAACUAAAGAUGAUACUGAAGUGACGUCCGGAUCCAAUGCCAUGGUGAAUCUCUCCAACUCAGUGUAUACAAUGCCUGGGUGUACAUAUUAUGACAACUACCAAAUUUCUUCAAGAUCUUCAACAACCACCUCAACAUCAUGUCCACAAAACCAACCAAUGUCAUCAUCUUCACAAAGUGUGAUGUCACCAAAUCAAAAUGUUCGGUCAGUGACGGUCGUAGAUUCUUCUAGAUCCUAUCUGUCUGCAAGUGAAGCAGGAAAUUCUUCAACUGAUAGCAGUUCAUCCUUUUCUAUUAUAACGCUUUCUUCGGGAAUUCCCCAUAACUUAACAACAAAAACGAACACUUCACCAAGGCCUAGUAUCUUAAGGAAAAGAGAUCCUGAGGGUUCUCCGUUGAAGGCACAAAAAAAUCUUAUGCCUGUCUUGAGCAGUUUACCAAUUUCGACCGGUUCACCACCGGGUCCUGGUUCACCUAAAAGGCCUGAGUCGGGACACUCGGGUCAGUCUUCUGCCGGUAGUACAACAAUUUCAGCGAAUUCGUCUCCUGGCGAGUCGCCCACAAUAAUAAAACAAGAACCGAGUGAAGAUGAUCACCAAUCGACUCGAUCGACCCCUGUUGCCCCGCCAAUAAUGGAAAUGAGCCCAAGGAAAAAACCGAGAAAACAACAACUAACUGGGAACCAAAUCACCGAGCCAACAUUCAGUGAGGAUGAAAUGGAAUUUAUAUCUGAAGAUAAAAUUAAGAAAGAAAUAAAAGAAGAAUUGAUUUUUGAAGAAGAAAAAUGCUUGCCAAAGAGAACUAUGUCACUUUUAAACUCGUACAAACAACAUUGGAAAGUAAGGAAUAAUCAUUUCCUCCGAUAUACAGAUGUUAAAACAAAAGAAGACAGAAAGCCUACGUUAAGCGAAUUAGCAAAUCAGAAGCAUGUUUUACAGAAACUUGAUGGCUGGAAGAUCUACCAUCUAGGCACACAGAUUGAAGACAUGAGCAAUUCUGAGGCUGAAUUUUUUAACCUUUAUUCAUCACUCCUCAGCGUUCUUGAAAUAAAACAGAAAAAAAUUAAAAACAAAGAUUUGGAUAAAGACAUUCACAGGAUCAAUGAAAGGAUCAGGGCAAACUUUCAAAGGAGUAAAGUUGUUAAGGAUCAGAUGAACGAGGCGAGGACGCAGGUGCUCAAAUUAUUCGAGCAUAAAGGCUAUGUUGCAGAUAUAAUAAACAGGAAUGCAACGAAAAGGCCUCUUAAGAAAAGGGAAAGGCAGUAGAAUUGGUUGGAUACAAUUAAUUAUUUUACCAUAUGCUGUUUGAUCUCAUCUGUUAUGAAGAAUAUUGUGGAAUUGUAUUUCUCCUUAUUUAGUUUUCCAUUGAAAGAGAAACUUUUAAUGUUACAUUUUAAUUGUUUAUUAACAACAAAACCCUAUUUAUUUUAUUAUAAAAGACCUCAUUCUAAACACUGAUGGAAAUUGUUUGAAAAUAUAAAUACAUUGAAUAAUAGUAUUAGGUGAUCAAGAUAAGUGCAAUAAAUAAAAGGGUCAAAAAUUUGUUAAGAAAAACGUACAAAACAAAAACAAGUGGAGUAUUUUAAUUAUAAUAAUAUAGUUUUUAGUUAUCAUUACUUUCGUAAUUUUUUGUGCUCUUUCAGUUCCGUUAUUGCUAAUGUAAUUAUUUUUUUAUACUUAAAUUGGAUUAUUUGUUCUUGUUCUUCUGUUGCCAGUGAAUUUAAUCACUAAGAUCGAUUAGACAAAAAUCAAUGAUUUGGAUUUUCAAAGUAAAGCAAAGUUUCAGUUUUCUUAAUAUCCCUGAGCGGUUGUAUUUUUAUUUAUUUUUUAUUUUUUUUGUUUGUGUUUAUUUGAGUUAUUAUUUUUUUAUUGUUUGUACAAACAGUAUAGUUAACUUAUAAGGCCACAAUUAAAGACAUAGUAUCAAA